Carya illinoinensis is the source of this 872-nucleotide messenger RNA. RefSeq names its product calcium-binding protein CP1. The record is from RefSeq and is a predicted model, not a curated record. The coding region runs from base 16 to 684 and encodes 222 amino acids. NCBI's taxonomy places the organism in Eukaryota, Viridiplantae, Streptophyta, Magnoliopsida, Fagales, Juglandaceae. The transcript has a single exon. Gene Ontology annotation, molecular function: calcium ion binding.
GUUCGUGUGCGCUGGAUGAUUUACCCUGAAACUUCCUGCUUCAAAAGUGAAACAACCUCCUCUAUAUUCAUUAUUAUAUAUACAACGCGAUCCCUAAAACCUCUUACUUUCUCAUUCUCAGAAGCCGCUUCUCCAUUCUCAUUUGCAUUCCAUAUUCCUCCUCGUUCUGAGCGGUGCGACCAAACAAUGUGUCCUUCUGGUACGGCCCAACGCGCCGUUGCCGUGGCCAGUUUGAGCACGGACUUGCGGUCGGCUUUCGACGUGCUCGACGCCGACUGCGACGGGAAGAUCAGCCGUGACGACCUUCGCACGUUCUACGCGGGGUUUACGAGCGGAAUUGCCGACGAAGAGGCUAUAAAGUCGAUGAUAUCGGUGGCGGACUCGAACAGAGACGGGUUCGUGGAGUACGAAGAGUUCGAACGCGUUUUGGGGGCUCGGAGAGGGUCAUCAACGGCGGGUCGUCGCGGCGGUGGGGUUAUGGAGGACGUGUUUAGGAUGAUGGACAAGGAUGGGGAUGGGAAGCUGAGCCACGAAGAUCUGAAGAGCUAUAUGCAGUGGGCUGGGUUCUCUGCCAGCGACGCAGAUAUCAGAGCUAUGAUCGCGUUGGGCGGUGGCGGUGAUGAAAAGGACGGCGUUUCCUACGAUGGUUUGCUCAAGAUAUUGGCCAUUGAUUUUGUCGGUUAGGCACCGCUGCCAAGUGCCACCUAAGCUUCCUAGCUGUCGUUGAAUUUUUCAGCGUGUUUCCUGAAUUUUUAAACUCUCGUAUUAUAUUCGAUCUCUUCUCUCCUCUCCCCUUCAUUACCGUGGGGUUGGGUUUUUAUCAUUCGAACGUCACGAGGCAUAAGAUUUGAAAAAGAACAAUUCUCCUAUCA